Contarinia nasturtii (swede midge) is the source of this 1374-nucleotide messenger RNA. Its product is annotated as BTB/POZ domain-containing protein 6-B-like. Gene Ontology annotation, molecular function: protein binding. Gene Ontology annotation, biological process: neurogenesis. The record is from RefSeq and is a predicted model, not a curated record. Gene Ontology annotation, cellular component: cytosol. The transcript has a single exon. Bases 1 to 1374 code for a protein of 457 amino acids. Lineage: Eukaryota; Metazoa; Arthropoda; Insecta; Diptera; Cecidomyiidae.
AUGGCAAAACAGUCGACCUUAAUUUCAUACAAAAACGUAUUAGUGUGGCGUGGAUGUGAAAAACUGUAUUUGGACGAACGAACUGCCGAUGUGUUCUUCAUCUUUGAAUCUACGACUGAAAAUGUAGAAAAAGUUCCCGGUCAUAAAUAUAUUUUGUCGUCGAUCAGUGAAAAAUUCGAUGCAAUGUUCUAUGGUCCGAACAAGACAGAUAGUGACGUCAUCAUGGACAACACACCAGUAUCUUCUGAAGCAUUCAAGCAAUUUUUGCAGUUUUUCUAUCGUCAUACGGUCAAUUUAUCAAUGGAACAUGUGGCUGAAGUGAUGGACUUGAGCAAAGAGCACAUGCUUCAUGAUUGCAUCACCGCCUGCAUUGAUUUGUGCAAAGAAAGUUUAUCUACCGACAAUAUAUGUUUGGGAUACGAAUUGGCGAUUCUUUUUGAGCAAGAGGAUUUGAAGAAGUUUUGCGAAGAGAAAAUCAACGAACAUCCAACCGAAUUUUUUCAAUCAAAUGGUUUUUUGCUAUGUCAACCGAAUUUAUUGCGUUACAUUCUACAGUUGGGUUCAUUCAAGUGCGAUGAAUCACUCAUAUUUGAUGGUUGCAUGGCAUGGGCCAAAGCUGCCUGCAUUCAAAAGGGUCUGUAUGAAAAUGAUAUGCACAACAUUCGAUCGGAACUGGGCGAUCUUUUCUAUGAGAUCCGAUUUGGUGACAUGACACUGGAAAUGUUUAAUGCCCGCGUCGAUUUGUACGAAGGACUGUUUUCAAUGGAAGAAUUCCGAGAUAUUAUCAGAAUGAUUGGCUCAAAAGAUUAUCAACCACCGAAAUUCAACAGAAACUUGCGGAACCGCAAACCAAAGCAACCGAUUGAAAAACAGUUAUUGUGUGACCGUAUCGAUCGAUCGGAAAUUGGUUUAACCGAAUAUCGCAAAAAUUGUGUCCCGACAGUGUUCUCAACGAAUCGACUGCUUUAUCUGAAGGACAUUUACUGUGGUACAUUGUUCGAUGAAACCAACACGCAUGCAGUAUGUACAAUGCAAGUGGGUGAACUUAUUGAUGUAUUUGAAGAGUUUCGGAGUGUCAACUAUUGUUGUCAGAUUAAUUUGAACUCAGUAAGCGAAACGAAAAUAGAGCUACCAACACCAGUUGUCAUCAAGCCAGAUGCCAUCUAUGGAAUUGUGUUGCAAAUUGGAUUGAAUCAUAAACAUGGUCAUAAAUACCGAAGUUGCCUCAAACUAAAGCACGAUGUUCAAUUGGAUGACGGUAUUGCUAUCAGGUUUUAUGAUAUUGAAAACGAUUUAAUAAAUAAUGGACCCAUGUGCGAUUUGGUAACCAAAUUGAAUUUUGAACGGCAGAAUGAAGACUACGCAAUGUGCUGA